AAAAUUUGAGCUGGAGACUUAUUAUGUUUCUGUGCGAUCUUUAUAACAACAGGAUUGGCUAAUAAAUCAGGAAGGACAUCCGUCUUUCCCAAUAAUCUCACCAAUCCUCGAGAACCCAAAGGUUAUACAAAAAUUCGAAGAAAAAACGGCUUGCGAUAGAAUUUUCUCCUUCGCGGUAUGGUAGCGAAUGGAUUAACGUGUAUUUCAUAUUAUUAAAUUAUUUUAAAUUUUUAUUUCAUGUUCAUAUUAUUACAUAAACAACAACUCUAUCCAUUUCACUUUCACCAAAUCCAUUCUACUCCGCAUUUAAGUUAUUUCUAUAUCUUUACAAUCAUUUAUAUUAAAUGUUACAUUUAUUGCACUAAAUAUUUAUUAUAUUUCAUAAAUAUCGUUUAUCACAAGAUUUAUCGUAAAAGAUCUUACGUAAAAGAUAUGCUGUAGGAGAUAUUAUAUAAGAGAUUGUUGCGUCUUGAUAAGAUUGAUAAGAUAACUGAACUAUAAUUUAAAAUAUGUGUGAUAGUUUUAUAAUUUCGAAUAUUUCUUUAAUAUGAAUCAAUCGGUAUAUUUAAAAGAAUUCCAUUAUUUAUGGUAAGUAUGAUAAGUAAAAAAUACGGAAGAACUUUCUCUGACCUUGAUAGAAAUAUGUGUCAGAAAACGGUAUGUUCUGAAUCAUCAGUUUUAUACGUAUUCUCAUAAUUAUGCAUAAACUAAAGACAUUAUCGCGUAUUGAAAAUAUUUUAAAUAGAAUAAUAUUUUAUCUCAUGUAUAUCUGUAUAAAUUGUGGAACUGAAACAGAGGAACUUUAUAGACGAUAUUGUCCAAGUGUGCUUAAAGUUUUGAAAUGCGUCAAAUGUGGAUUAUUAGCUGACAAAUACAUCGAAUAUGAUCCUGUUAUUGUAUUCGUUGAUCUUAUUUUAUUAGAAAAACAAGCCUAUCAGCACCUUUUAUAUAAUAGUAAUUUUAAAUCAUAUUGGAAGUUAAUGGUAAUGUUAUGGUUGGCUGAAGCCUUUAGAGCUUGGUCUUUUUGUGAAUCUGUUAAUAGUCAAAAAACCAAUAUAGAUAUAGGCAAUAGAGAUGUAUUUCAAGGAGACUGUAAUUUUUAUAUUCUGCUAUUACAAACUGCCAUUACAUUGACAGUAUUUAUUGCUACUGUAAUUAUUGUAACUGAAUUACGUUGGUUGCUUAGCAGAAAAAGGCCACACAAAUAUAAUGCCAAAGAUUUAACUAGAGCACUUAUUGUGGGAGGAUGUUCAAAGUUGUUUGGAUUAUUAUCUAUCGUAUGGGAACCUAUAGGAUUAGAUCUACAUUACAUAUUUGUUCAGGGCUAUACAGUUUUAUGCCUUAUGACAGCGUAUUCAGUUGUCUGUAAGACUGGGAAAAGUGGAUCUUUGAUUGGAUUGAUCACUGGAUUUUUGGUUUGCGAUUACAUUUCUAAUUUUGUUUCUAUAUUGCCUUUGUGAUCAACAUUAUUCUAAUGUAAGGAUUGAUCUAAUAACGG
This is a messenger RNA of Vespa crabro (European hornet), 1498 nucleotides long. RefSeq names its product protein ARV1 (gene Arv1). Lineage: Eukaryota; Metazoa; Arthropoda; Insecta; Hymenoptera; Vespidae. The transcript has 5 exons. The coding region runs from base 699 to 1460 and encodes 253 amino acids. The record is from RefSeq and is a predicted model, not a curated record. Gene Ontology annotation, biological process: sphingolipid metabolic process; intracellular sterol transport; regulation of plasma membrane sterol distribution. Gene Ontology annotation, cellular component: cortical endoplasmic reticulum; Golgi apparatus.